This is a messenger RNA of Eubalaena glacialis (North Atlantic right whale), 1151 nucleotides long. It is a transcript of the gene CRHBP, whose product is annotated as corticotropin releasing hormone binding protein. The record is from RefSeq and is a predicted model, not a curated record. Bases 110 to 1117 code for a protein of 335 amino acids. The transcript has 7 exons. Gene Ontology annotation, biological process: negative regulation of corticotropin-releasing hormone receptor activity; negative regulation of corticotropin secretion; hormone-mediated signaling pathway. NCBI's taxonomy places the organism in Eukaryota, Metazoa, Chordata, Mammalia, Artiodactyla, Balaenidae. Gene Ontology annotation, molecular function: corticotropin-releasing hormone binding.
CCCAGCAAAGGGACCCUACCAGCUUCUAGCUCUCAGCCUGGGGGAGCGUGUGGGAAGCAAAGCCCAGACCUGCGGAGCAGAAAGCACCAGCUGCAGAGGCAAGGCCGGCAUGGCUCCCACUUUCAAACUUCAGUGUCACUUCAUUCUGAUCUGCCUGAUGGCUCUAAGAGGGGAGAGCCGGUACCUGGAGGUGAGCGAUUACCCGGGUGACCCAUCACACCUUCCUGUGCUGCGGGAAGCUGUGGACCACGACCCCUUCCUACUCUUCAGCGCCAACCUGAAGCGGGAGCUGCCAGGGGAGCAGCUGUACCGCCGCGCUAUGCGGUGCCUGGACAUGCUGAGCCUCCAGGGCCAGUUCACCUUCACCGCCGACCGGCCGCAGCUGCACUGCGCCGCCUUCUUCAUCGCAGAGCCCGAGGAGUUUAUCACCAUCCACUACGAACUGGUCUCCAUCGACUGUGAGAGCGGGGACUUCCUGAAGGUAUUUGAUGGUUGGAUUCUCAAGGGGGAGAAGUUCCCCAGUUCCCAGGAUCACCCUCUCCCCAUGACUGAGCGGUACAUAGAUUUCUGUGAGAGUGGUCUUAGCAGAAGGAGCGUCAGAUCCUCCCAGAACGUGGCCAUGAUCUUCUUCCGGGUCCAUGAACCAGGAAAUGGGUUCACAUUAACCAUAAAGACAGAUCCUAACCUCUUUCCCUGCAAUGUCAUCUCCCAGACCCCAAAUGGAAGGUUUACUCUGGUUGUGCCACAUAAGCAUCGCAACUGCAGCUUCUCCAUAAUUUAUCCUGUGGUGAUCAAAAUAUCUGAUCUCACCCUGGGACACUUAAAUGGUCUGCAAUUAAAGAAGUCCUCAGCAGGUUGUGUGGGAAUAGGAGACUUUGUGGAGCUGCUGGGAGGAACUGGAUUGGACCCUUCCAAGAUGAUGCCUUUAGCUGAUCUCUGCUAUCCUUUUCACGGCCCUGCCCAGAUGAAAAUUGGCUGUGACAACACGGUGGUGCGCAUGGUCUCCAGCGGAAAACAUGUAAAUCGUGUGACUUUUGAAUACCGCCAGCUGGAACCAUACGAACUGGAAAACCCGAAUGGAAACAGUAUCCAGGAAUUCUGUUUGUCUACUCUUUGAAUAACCAAGCCAAUGAUUUCCAUGCUGCUAGCUA